GAAUACCACUACACUCUGAUCUGUACUAUAUUAAACUACGGUUUCUUUUCGAAGUCAUUGGACUUUUUCAUCCUCACAAGUAGCCGAACAUACAAGUUGUAGUUGAUUUGAUUCAGUUUUCCCGAGCAGAGCUCAUGAGGCAAGAGAAAUGGAGUUCGCUGAACAGCUGAAGCGUAGAUUCAUUCAGAACGUUGUUCUGCGAAGAGGGAAAUCUGAAACAACAAAGGGCAACAUUCACUUGACUGCCCAUCACCUCAUAUUUAUUCCGGACGCUGCAGCUGGAUCAACUGAAUUAUGGAUGCUGUACUCCAACAUCAACACCUUUGAGAAACGGGUGACAGCCGGUCCCAGCUUCCUGACGCUACGCUGCCGCUCUCUGGUAACAUAUCAGCUGGAAUUCACCAGUGCCGAGGACUGUGUAGACGUGUACAAUGCAGUUGACACGCUAGCCCGACCUGCUUCGGAAGAAGACCUGUAUCCAUUCUUCUUUCGACCACGCAAGCCCCUACCUGAAAUCGAUGGAGUCAAGCUGGAGGGCGAGAUUGAGCGAUGGGGUGGCAAGCAUGCUCUCCGAGUUAGCACUAUCAACGAAGAUUUUAAGGUUUGUACGUCCUACCCAGAGCAAGUCAUCGUCCCUACUAGCGUAUCAGAUGAGUUCUUGAAACGCUCCUCCAAGUUCCGCCAGCACGGCCGAUUUCCGGUCGUGUCGUACUUCCACGAACCAAACGGGGCUGUUCUAAUGCGCUCCGGCCAGCCUCACUGUGGUCCCAGCAACCACCGGUGCUCGCAGGAUGAGGCCAUACUCAACGCCACGCUCUCUCGCCACCGCCGUGGCCACAUUGUCGAUACACGUUCCUCCACCACUGCCCAGCAUCACAAGCAAAAAGGUGGUGGUGUUGAAGUGGAGGCACACUACCCACAAUGGCGGCGUCAUCACUGCGGCCUGGAGAACUUGGAGACAUUACUAGAUAGCUACACUCGCUUGAUGGAUGCAUGUGCCGACACUGGCUCCUCUAUGGGUACGUGGCUUGGUCGUGUGUCCAGCAGUAGCUGGCUGUCACAUAUCGCGCAGCUACUGCAAGCCGCACAGCAGGUUGUGCAGUCUAUGGAUAGUGAAGGUGGCUGUGUGCUGGUUCAUGGCAUUGCUGGCUGGGAUACCACACUUCAAGUGACCGCACUCGCGCAGGUCCUGUUGGAUCCGCAUUGCCGUACGCUUGUCGGAUUUCAGCAUUUGAUCGAAAGGGAGUGGGUUCUCCCCGGACACCCAUUUUCUCUUCGCUGUGGUCACACAUCGGUGACCAGUCGAGUCGAAAGAGCACCCGUGUUUGUCAUGUUCUUGGAUGCGGUGUUUCAGGUCAUGCGACAGUACCCGUGUUCAUUUGAGUUCACCGAUCGUUUCCUUAUGAAGCUGUUCGAGCACUCCUACUCAUCAGAGUAUGGAACGUUCUUGGGAAACAGCGAACGUGAACGCAAGGCAAUGGACGUCAACAAGAAGACUCACACACUAUGGUCACACUUCUCCCAGGAGAAAGUUUCUUCAGAGCUCACCAAUCCAGCCUACUACAAGAAUGCAAGUGUGCUCUCUCCCUCUUCAGCUCCCACAGGCAUUGAGCUGUGGCGUGAGCUCUACCUUCGCUUGUUCCAUGGGGCCGCUGAAGAAGACUCUGCUUUGGUGGCAGCACGCCGCAUUGCGCAACGCCUGGAAACUGCCAAAGCCAAUGUUGAAGAGAAGAAAAGGGAGUUGGAGAGGCUACAGCAACUAGUCCGGGAAAAGAAUCUUGGUGCAGCAUCAUCGGCGUAGUUUCAAUAUUGUGUUCGCUGUUUACCGUGUCCACUGCUGGCAGUGGCACUUUUUUUUCCAAUCCACAACCCCGCUUUUCGCUUGCUUUUCCCAGCUAGUGUCUGAAAUUGUGAAAAUGAAAAUGUUACUUUAGUAAAUAGUAAAUUUCACAAAACAGUUUUGAGUUAAAGUAAUUAAGUAUGCACACAGUCCAGCUGUGACAAUGCACCAACAACAAGGUUCUUUUCUUCUUUCGUUGUCUAGAAAUUAGAGAUUUUCACCAAUAAAAAAAAAGAUGUGGAUUGAGGUGCCAGAAGAGCAUUCUCAAUUUCACACAAUAA
This is a messenger RNA of Sycon ciliatum, 2121 nucleotides long. Its product is annotated as myotubularin-related protein 9-like. The transcript is spliced from 14 exons. Gene Ontology annotation, biological process: negative regulation of autophagy; phosphatidylinositol dephosphorylation. Gene Ontology annotation, cellular component: membrane; cytoplasm. Bases 149 to 1801 code for a protein of 550 amino acids. Gene Ontology annotation, molecular function: phosphatidylinositol-3-phosphate phosphatase activity. The record is from RefSeq and is a predicted model, not a curated record. NCBI's taxonomy places the organism in Eukaryota, Metazoa, Porifera, Calcarea, Leucosolenida, Sycettidae.